AUGACCACCAAGGCUUUCGUGGCGACGUCCAGCAAGGGCGCGUUCCAGCGCGAGGCCUCGAGGUUCCGCAGCUGGGUCGAGCGCAACAGCAGCGCCGUCUUCCCCGCUGAGCAGCACCGCUAUCACCUGUACGUCUCACUGGCGUGUCCGUGGGCCUCGCGCUGUCUCGGAGCCUUGUACCUCAAGGGUUUGGAUGGUAUCAUCGGAUUGUCGGUGGUGCACCCAGUGUUCCAACGCACUCGACCGAUUGACGACAACGACUCGCACUGUGGCUGGGCCUUUGCCGACCCCGCUACAACGCUGGCGUUGAAGGGACCGUCGGGGCUUGGCGCGUACUCGUCCAAGGGCUGCAUCCCCGACACCGUGAACAACGCAAAGUUCGUCCGUGACCUCUACGACUUGUGCGCUUCUGAGCCGACACGCUACACGGUGCCGCUGUUGUGGGACAAGAAGGCGAAGACGAUCGUGUCGAAUGAGUCGGCGGAUAUCGUGCGCAUGUUCAACAGUGAGUUCGAGGACUUGGUGCCGUCCAAGCUGGAUUUGUACCCGGAAGAGCUCCGAUCCGAGAUCGACCACCUCAACGAGUGGGUGUACAACGACGUCAGCAAUGGAGUCUACAAGUGCGGAUUUGCUGCGUCACAGGACGCGUACGAUGAGGCGGUGACGAAGUUGUUCGAUGGUCUGGAUCGCGCGGAGGAGAUCCUGGCUGCUCACCGCUUUCUGGUCGGAGAUCGGUUCACAGAAGCCGACUUGCGCCUCUUUACGACGCUCAUCCGCUUCGACGAGGUGUACGCGGUGCACUUCAAGGCCAACAAGAAACUUAUCGAGCAGUAUCCAAACCUCAACAACUACGUCCGCGAAAUCUACCAAAUGCCGCCGAUCACCAAGAGUGUUGAUAUCCAGCAGAUCAAACUGCACUACUACGCGUCCCACACCCACUUGAAUCCGUUCGGUAUCGUUCCUGCGGGGCCUGGCGUCGAUUUCACGCGCCCACACGACCGGAACCGCUUCAAGAAUGCUGCUCUCCCGAGUUUUUAA
This is a messenger RNA of Phytophthora sojae, 1038 nucleotides long. RefSeq lists its product as hypothetical. Gene Ontology annotation, cellular component: cytoplasm. Gene Ontology annotation, molecular function: glutathione transferase activity. The coding region runs from base 1 to 1038 and encodes 345 amino acids. The record is from RefSeq and is a predicted model, not a curated record. The transcript is spliced from 3 exons. Lineage: Eukaryota; Oomycota; Peronosporomycetes; Peronosporales; Peronosporaceae.